Messenger RNA from Dicentrarchus labrax (European seabass), 2700 nucleotides. It is a transcript of the gene bmp5, whose product is annotated as bone morphogenetic protein 5. The record is from RefSeq and is a predicted model, not a curated record. Bases 481 to 1851 code for a protein of 456 amino acids. Gene Ontology annotation, molecular function: cytokine activity; growth factor activity. Gene Ontology annotation, biological process: SMAD protein signal transduction. The transcript is spliced from 7 exons. Lineage: Eukaryota; Metazoa; Chordata; Actinopteri; Moronidae. Gene Ontology annotation, cellular component: extracellular region.
AAAAAAAGUAAAAUGCGAGCCGGGGCAUGAGUCGAGAACUCCUCUCAGUUCAUUUCUGACACAGUUCAACACAUUUCAUCUGCUGGAAAACUCCGGGUUAUCCCUCGACGUUAUGGGCGUACCUACGUGCUUCUGCAUCACAGAGGAGUAAGGUGAGGGACGGGGUCAUAUCUCCAUAAAUACUGUGCAGAGACUUUGGAUGGACCCUGGAGGAGUAAAUACUGCCGGAGGAACUUCGCGCACAGGAGAGGAGCGGCGACUUUUCUGCAAGCUGAUACCUCAUUUGUAGAAGGGCUGACUGGUUAAAAAAAAAAAAAAAAAAAGAAGAAGCCUCCUCAGUUACCACCGUGAAAGUUGUGGUGCCUCUCUCUAAUAUGGAAAGUCUAUGAUUCCGUAUUGGAAGAGGUAUAAUGUAUUUUAUUGGUCUCACAGAAUGCGAUGUAGUUCAACCUCACACCCCAGAGUGAACUAUUUGUCAAGAUGACAGCGCUUACACCUUUGAACCGUGCUGUGUUUGGACUCGCGUGGAGCUGCUUGAGUUUUCUGUCCUGCGCUCAUUGCGGGUUAAGUGACAACCAUGUGCACUCCAGUUUUAUUUACAGGAGGUUGCGCAAUCACGAACGCAGGGAGAUCCAGAGAGAGAUCCUCUCCAUCCUGGGCUUGCCUCACCGUCCGAGGCCCUUCUCUCCCGGGAAGCAGGCGUCCUCCGCGCCGCUGUUCAUGCUCGACCUGUACAACGCCAUGGCAGUGGAGGAGGAGGAGGAGGAGGUGCAGCAGGGCGCAGGGAAGAGCUUCGCUGCCAAGGCUCAAGGGCACUCCAGGAAAGGUUACUACAGCCCCCAGCAUGCCGGGUACUCCCGUGUGGCGCAGCCUUACCGCGCGGCCCCUCUGUUAGGCCACAGCCCCGCACUCACCUCAGCGCACGACACCAACUUUCUCAAUGAUGCGGACAUGGUUAUGAGUUUUGUCAAUUUAGUGGAGAAAGAUAAAGAUUUUUCUCACCAACGAAGACACUACAAGGAGUUCCGUUUUGAUCUGACUCAGAUCCCAGACGGAGAGGCGGUGACUGCUGCAGAGUUUCGGAUCUAUAAGGACCGCAGUCAUUCCCGUUACGACAAUAUUACUCUGAAGGUUUCCAUAUAUCAAGUCAUCAAGGAAUAUCAAAACAAAGAUGCAGAGACGUUCUUGCUCGACUCCAAAAAGGUCCAGGCGUCUGAUGGGGGGUGGCUAGUGUUUGACAUCACGGCCACCAGUAACCACUGGGUGAUGAACCCACAGCAGAACUUGGGCCUUCAGCUCUGUGUGGAGACUGUAGAUGGACGCAGUAUCAACAUAAAAUCUGCUGGAAUCAUUGGGAGGAAUGGGCCCCAGUCCAAACAGCCGUUCCUGGUUGCUUUCUUCAAGGCCAGUGGGGUGUUGCUUCGCUCUGUCAGAGCUGCUGGUGGGAAGAAAAAGAACCACAAUCGCAAUAAAUCCACUAAUCAACAAGAAUCUAGGGCUCCACAAACUGGAGAUUACAACACAAGUGAACAGAAGCAAGCUUGCAAGAAGCAUGAACUUUAUGUCAGUUUUCGAGAUUUGGGCUGGCAGGACUGGAUCAUUGCACCUGAGGGCUAUGCUGCUUUUUACUGCGAUGGUGAAUGCUCCUUUCCACUCAACGCACACAUGAAUGCAACAAAUCAUGCAAUUGUGCAAACCCUGGUCCAUUUAAUGUUUCCUGACAAUGUGCCAAAGCCAUGCUGUGCCCCAACCAAGCUCAACGCAAUAUCAGUACUUUACUUUGAUGACAGCUCAAACGUUAUCCUCAAGAAAUAUAGAAAUAUGGUAGUUAGGUCUUGUGGUUGCCAUUAGAGAGGCAUGGGGUAACUUUAAUUUAUGCUAUCUGGUAUGGGAAUCGCUGGAAAACACAUCUGCUACAGGUGUGAUGUGAUGUACAGUAUUAUGUAUAUAAAGUUUUACUACCUAAUUUAUUUUCUUUUUUAAAUUAGCACUGAAUAUUGUGAUAUUUAAAUGAUUAGGACAAAAUGUUGAUUUUACUUUACGCCAGUUAUCAUUUGACUUUUGUGUCCGUUGGCAUAUAAUCUCUCUUAGUUACGUCUGUAUGAUAACUUUUAUGAGUUAACUAUUCACUGGAGUCAUCAUGAUACAUAAGAUCGCUUCCCCUUCUGCCUGUUUUUACAAUACACUUGUGCUAUAAAUGCUCACUGUGCUAUCUAGAAUUAUGCUUUGAUGUCAGUGUAUGAUUUGUUUUUCUUCAUGUAGUUUGUUUCCAUAAUGAAACAAAAAUGAUAAAUGACUAGACAAAUGCAGCAUCACAAGUUUAUCUGAUAAACAAUGGAGACAUCAAGGUGAUGCUUUUAGCACUAACAUCACAACUGAAAAGAGUUUUCUCUAAUCUGAACCGAACUGCCCAAAGCUAUUUUCAAGCUGUCACCGUCUUUCAGCACUAAUACUGUUUCACCUUUUCCACACCAGCUUUUUUUGUUGUUUCUUUUUACAAGAGUGUGUGUCCUCAGAAGGGGAUUAUGUCAGUCUGGAAUGAAACUCUUCCAUAAACACUGUUUUCUCAUUCCUCUGUGGACAUUUAUCAUAGCUGCAAAUGUCUUUGCUCCACGCUAAUUCUAGCUCACGUUUGGGGAAAGUAUAUCUUAAUGUAGAUUGUUGUGUAUUUUAAUAAAUGUACCACUUGAAAAACUCUUA